Messenger RNA from Rhineura floridana, 1150 nucleotides. RefSeq names its product heat shock protein nuclear import factor hikeshi (gene HIKESHI). The coding region runs from base 206 to 799 and encodes 197 amino acids. Gene Ontology annotation, cellular component: cytosol; nucleus. Gene Ontology annotation, biological process: protein import into nucleus. Gene Ontology annotation, molecular function: Hsp70 protein binding; nuclear import signal receptor activity. The record is from RefSeq and is a predicted model, not a curated record. NCBI's taxonomy places the organism in Eukaryota, Metazoa, Chordata, Lepidosauria, Squamata, Rhineuridae. The transcript has 5 exons.
UUCGGGUACUGAAAUCGAUGCCCAUAAGAACGCUUGCCUAUCCUUACAGGAAUCCUUUUCUUCCGCUUGCCCCGGAUGUACUUCCUGGGGCAGGGCGAAGAGGAGGGGGUGGCGCGGAGGGGCCCUCAGGUGGUCGCCUAGGAGGCCUGUAGCUUUCGAGGAAGGCCCACCUCGGAACAGCCUUGCCGGGUAGGCCGCCGCCGCCAUGUUCGGCUGUUUGGUUGCGGGGAGGCUGGUGCAAACAGCUGCACAGCAAGUGGCAGAAGACAAGUUUGUGUUUGACUUGCCCGACUAUGAAAGCAUCAACCACGUGGUGGUCUUCAUGCUGGGGACCAUUCCCUUUCCAGAGGGAAUGGGUGGAUCUGUCUACUUCUGCUAUCCCAACGAGAAUGGGGUGGCAGUGUGGCAGCUCCUGGGUUUUGUAACAAAUGAAAAACCAAGUGCCAUCUUCAAAAUUUCCAGUCUAAAAUCUGGAAAAGGCAGCCAUCAUCCAUUUGGAGCUAUGAAUAUUCCCCAAACGCCAUCUGUAGCCCAGAUUGGGAUAUCUGUGGAGCUGCUAGAACUCAUGGCUCAGCAAACUACUGUAGCAAGUGCCGCUGUAUCAUCAGUCAGUUCGUUCACAGAGUUCACUCAAAAGAUGCUAGACAAUUUUUAUAACUUCACUUCAUCCUUUGCUGUAACUCAGGCCCAAAUGACACCCAACCCAUCUGAAGCUUUCAUUCCUGCAAAUGUAGUUUUGAAAUGGUACGAGAAUUUCCAAAGACGACUAAGUCAGAAUCCUUUCUUUUGGAAAACAUAAUCUCGAGCCAAGUUCUUUGCGUGCUAGCAAAUGGUCACGACUUAAAGAUGCAGAAAACUGAGCCUACUGAAGAAAGUCUGGAUGAGUUAAUUAAAGCAGAAUGGGGGGCAAACAGCUUUUGUAAUAUUUGUGGGACUUUUGUUAAAAAUUAAAGCCCUAAAAAGCAGUCAUUGUAGUUUCUUUUUUUAAAAAUAAAGUUAAAAUCUUGAACUAAAACACAAACUACUUAUUAUAAAUUGUACACUAUUUCAAUACUGUUAACGAGCAAAUAGGUCCUUCUUUAAGUGCUUCUUUAAUGCUCUAGGGUCUGACACUUAUGCAUACCAAACUGCAAAUAAAACUUUGUUAGAA